This is a messenger RNA of Suricata suricatta (meerkat), 4156 nucleotides long. It is a transcript of the gene AXIN2, whose product is annotated as axin 2. Gene Ontology annotation, biological process: negative regulation of canonical Wnt signaling pathway. The record is from RefSeq and is a predicted model, not a curated record. Lineage: Eukaryota; Metazoa; Chordata; Mammalia; Carnivora; Herpestidae. Bases 205 to 2733 code for a protein of 842 amino acids. The transcript has 11 exons.
AAAAAUAACCCCUCACAGCAAUGGACUUCGGGGCCGCCCGGCGUCCGAGGCGCCCGUCUCCCCCGCGGAAAGCCCUGCUGUAAAAGAAAGGAGGCUCAGAUGAGCCCCUGCUGACUUGAGAGAGAAAGAGAGACCACGCUGAUUGCUGACAGGAACUGGGGGAAGAGAACAAUUCCCGAACUCCGGGCGCAGAGCUCCCUCAUCAUGAGCAGUGCUGUGCUGGUGACUCGCCUCCCAGACCCCAGCAGCAGCUUCCACGAGGAUGCCCCCCGGCCCCCUGUUCCGGGGGAAGAAGGGGAGACCCCGCCGUGCCAGCCUGGGGUGGGAAAGGGCCAGGGCACCAAACCCAUGCCUGUCUCCUCCAACGCCAGGCGGAACGAGGGUGGGCUGGGGGAGCCUGAGGGGCGGGCGUCCCCGGAUUCCCCGCUGACCAGGUGGACCAAGUCUUUGCACUAUUUGUUGGGCGAUCAAGACGGUGCUUAUCUCUUCCGCACUUUCCUGGAGAGAGACAAAUGCGUGGAUACCUUGGACUUCUGGUUUGCCUGCAAUGGCUUCAGGCAGAUGAACCUGAAGGAUACCAAAACUUUACGAGUAGCCAAAGCGAUCUACAAAAGGUACAUCGAGAACAACAGCAUUGUCUCCAAACAGCUGAAGCCCGCCACCAAGACCUACAUUCGAGACGGCAUCAAGAAGCAGCAGAUCGACUCCAUCAUGUUCGACCAGGCACAGACUGAGAUCCAGUCGGUGAUGGAGGAAAAUGCCUACCAGAUGUUUUUGACUUCUGAUAUAUACCUCGACUAUGUGAGGAGUGGGGGAGAAAACACAGCUUACAUGAGUAACGGGGGCCUGGGGAGUCUAAAGGUCGUGUGUGGCUAUCUCCCCACCUUGAAUGAGGAAGAGGAGUGGGCUUGUGCUGACUUCAAGUGCAAACUGUCACCCACGGUGGUUGGCUUGUCCAGCAAAACCCUGAGGGCUACAGCCAACGCCAGGUCCACGGAGACCACUGAAAAUGGAUACAGGUCCUUCAGGAGGAGUGAUCCCGUCCAUCCGUACCACGCGGGGUCUGGCUAUGUCUUCGCACCGGCCACUAGCGCCAACGACAGCGAGAUCUCCAGUGACGCGCUGACGGAUGAUUCCAUGUCCAUGACGGACAGUAGCGUAGAUGGAAUCCCUCCUUACCGUGUGGGGAGCAAGAAACGGCUCCAGAGAGAAAUGCAUCGCAGUGUGAAGGCCAAUGGCCAGGUGUCUCUACCUCAUUUCCCGAGAACCCACCGCCUGCCCAAGGAGAUGACCCCCGUGGAGCCCGCCACCUUUGCAGCCGAGCUCAUCUCCAGGCUGGAGAAGCUGAAGCUGGAGCUGGAGAGCCGGCACAGCCUGGAGGAGCGCCUGCAGCAGAUCCGAGAGGAUGAAGAGAAGGAGGCCUCCGAGCUAGUGCUGAGCGCCAGGGAGGGGGGCCCCACCCCGCACCCCCUCUCCCUCCUGCCCUCCGGCAGCUAUGAGGAGGACCCGCAGACAAUCCUGGACGACCACCUGUCCAGGGUCCUCAAGACCCCCGGCUGCCAGUCGCCGGGCGUGGGCCGCUACAGCCCCCGCUCCCGUUCCCCCGACCACCACCACCACCACCAGCAGCACCACCCCUUCCUCCCACCCGGGGGCAAGCUGCCCCCCAUGGCCGCCUCGCAGGCCGGUUGCCCACUCCUGGGAGCCAAGGGCUUCGUGACCAAGCAGACGACGAAGCACGUCCACCACCACUAUAUCCACCACCAUGCCCUCCCCAAGACCAAGGAGGAGAUCGAGGCCGAGGCCGCACAGCGGGUGCGCUGCUUCUGCGCAGGGGGCUCCGAUUAUUACUGCUACUCGAAAUGCAAGAGCCACCCCAGGGCUCUGGAGCCCGUGCCAGCCGAGCAGUUUGGCAGCGGCAGAGGCGGUACCCCGCCCAGACGCACCGGGAAGAGCGCGGAGCCGGGCCCGGCCCUGCCAGCCAGGGAAGGAGGCGCCCCUGGCGGACCCGGGGCCCUCCAGCUUCCCGGGGAGGAAGGAGACAGGGCACAGGACGUCUGGCAGUGGAUGCUGGAGAGUGAGCGGCAGAGCAAGCCCAAGCCCCAUAGUGCCCAGAGCACAAAAAGGGCCUACCCCUUAGAGUGCGCCCGCACAGCCCCAGCUGAGCGAGCCGGCCGGCACCACCUGCUGGGGGCCGGCACCGGGCAUCCCCGCGCUGUCCCCCGAGCCCACCCGUUCACCCAGGACCCCGCGAUGCCCCCCCUGACCCCACCCAACACGCUGGCGCAGCUGGAGGAAGCCUGCCGCAGGCUGGCCGAGGUGUCCAAGCCCCCCAAACAGCGGUGCUGUGCCGCCAGUCAGCAGAGGGACAGGAGCCACUCGGCCACUGGUCAGACAGGAGCCACGCCCUUCUCUAGCCCCAGCCUGGCUUCGGAAGAUCACAAAGAGCCAAAGAAGCUGGUGGGGGUCCACUCACUCCAGGCCAGUGAGCUGGUCGUCACAUACUUCUUCUGCGGAGAAGAAAUUCCGUACAGGAGGAUGCUGAAGGCUCAGAGCUUGACCCUGGGCCACUUUAAAGAGCAGCUCAGCAAAAAGGGAAAUUAUAGGUAUUACUUCAAAAAAGCGAGCGACGAGUUUGCCUGCGGAGCCGUGUUUGAGGAGAUCUGGGAAGACGAGGCGGUGCUCCCCAUGUACGAAGGCAGGAUUCUGGGGAAGGUGGAGAGGAUCGAUUGAGCCCCGGGGGUCGGGCUCCGGCGGACUGUGGGGGCCACACGGCCGGCCCCUGCCGUGACGGACUGCGACGAGAGACAUUUUGAAGGAAAAACUAAACCAAUGAAGAAGACAAAAGUCUAGGGAAGAAUUGGCCACUGGCCACUUGGGGGGAGGGGGGGUGGUUUUCAUUAUUCACUAGCUGGGUACUGAGAUAAGAAACGCCUGAACUAUUUAUUAAAAACAUGACCACUCUUGGCUAUUGAAGAUACUGACUGUAUUUGAGAGACUCCAUACAUAAUAUAUGAUUGCCUAGGGAUCUGGAAUCCGUAAACUAAGAGGAACUGUGUACAGCUCACCUGAACAGGAACCCUUACUGCUAUUUAUUGAACAGUUGAUUCCCCCCUGUCCCCAAUUUAUGGAUAUGCUGCUCUAAACAUAGAAGGGGGAGAGAGGACGUUUUAGUUGUCCUGUCCAAGCUUAGGAGUUGAGCGAGGAGUGCAUUAAUGAUUUCUUCAUUAAAAGAGGAAAUCUCAUGCUUUGCCCCGCACUUCUCCAAGCAAAGACAGACUUUUGCAAACGGCGCCCUACCGUCGACACAUGCAGAAAUUGGUGCAUUUUUUUUUCUUUCUAUGCUGCUCUGUUUUGUCAUAAAGGUCUUGAUUUGUAAUGCCACAGCCCCGCCAUCUAGGGUCGUGGCGUUGGAUGGGGAUCCGUUGUGGGGUGUGGUGCGGUGGGGAAGGCCUCCUUCCCGGGCCCCCGGAUUUCCUCAGCAACUCGUCUAGCCCCACCAAGGCACAGCUCCCGAAGGCUGAGGCUUGCUAGAACCUUGGAGUCCAACUUGUGCUGUUACCGAGAUAACGAUUCCUUGGAGGUUUUUUGGGGGGGUUUUUUGUUUGUUUGUUUUUUUUGUGUUGUUUUGUUCUGUUUUAAUUAGUCUUUGAACCACCGCCAUUCUGGAAGCCACCCCAACCCGCCUUGGCCUGCAAAGAAGCAGACAGUCGUGGGGAGACCCAGCAGCACCCUUUCCUCCAGACACCUUCAGUCUGACGUUUGGGUUUUUGUGUUAAGUUAAUCUGUACAUUCUGUUUGCCAUUGUUACCUGUACUAUAUGUCUGUAUAUAUUGUACAAGAGUAUUAAUCCACUAUCUCUAGUGCUUGACUUUAAAUCAGUACAGUACCUGUACCUGCCCGGGGUCCUGCUCCGUGGGUCGCCCUAUAUUGAGGGCUCAAGCUUUCCCUUGUUUUUUGAAAGGGGUUUAUGUAUAAAUAUAUUUUAUGCCUUUUUAUUACAAGUCUUGUACUCAAUGACUUUUGCCAUGGCAUUUUGUUCUACUUAUACUGUAAAUUAUGCAUUAUAAAGAGUUCAUUUAAGGAAAUUUACUUGGUACAAUAAUUAUUGUAAGUAAGAGAUGUAGCCUUUAUUAAAAUUUUAUAUUUUUCAAAA